Molecule: messenger RNA, 1091 nt
Organism: Hibiscus syriacus
Lineage: Eukaryota; Viridiplantae; Streptophyta; Magnoliopsida; Malvales; Malvaceae
Product: protein EXORDIUM-like 6
Exons: 2
Coding region: 32-976 (314 amino acids)
Source: RefSeq, a predicted model, not a curated record
UUGAACCCUAAAGAGUUUUCACCCAGCAAACAUGUCUUCGUUCUCAAUUGGAGUGAUCUUCCUCGCCCUCCUCUCCUUUGUUCCGUCCCUCUGCUACGGCCAGAACAACCCCUCGAAAAUGCACCCGGAAAUCACCUAUCAUGGCGGCCCUAUCCUCAACGGGACCCUAAACUUCGCCCUCAUUUGGUACGGCAAGUGUAGCGUCCUCAAGAGAACCACCAUGGUCAACUUCUUGACGUCCUUGAACAAAGAAGGCGAUCCCGAUCUCAAUCCUAAGGUCACGCGGUGGUGGCAGACGAUCGAGAGCUACCAAACUGCGGUGCCGGGAGGAGGAGAAGCCAAAGCACAUCACUCGAACAUGAAAAUAAUUGUGAAUGUGACGAAACAGAUAGAUGAUACUUCGUAUAAAUAUGGGAGGAAUUUGACCAUUGCGGGUUCUAUUCCGAAAAUUGUACAUGAACACAUACAUGAUCAACCUGACCUCAUCCCCAUUAUAAUUACUGCAAAGGAUGUAGUUAUGGAAGGACUCUGCUCUGGAAAAUGUGCCGAUCACGGACUUAUAGAUAACAACAAACCAUACAUUAUACUCGGGAAUCCGGAAAUCGAGUGCCCCGGAAAAUGCGAAUGGCCUUUCAAUGAUGUCGACAACGGUCCGAAGUCGAUUAUCUUUCUCCGACCGCCGAACCAGAAUAAGGCAGCCGAUGCGAUGGUGAUCGCCUUGGCGACGACUUUGGCCGACAUGGUCACUAACCCUCUAAACACAGGCUUCUACGGCGGAUCCGAAAAAGCUCCGCUCGGUGCCGGAUCGGUCUGCAAGGCGAUCUUCGGUAGCGGCGCCUUCCCGGGGAACCCGGGCAAGGUCCGUAUUGACCCUGGCACCAGUGGAAGCUUCAAUGCUCAUGGGUACCAGGGCGAUAGGUUUCUUCUUCCUGCUGUAUGGAACCCUACAACUUCUUCAUGUUGGACUCUCAUGUAACAGGCUUGGAGUAAAAUGAGAAGGUCGGGUGACGAUUGAAAAAAAUGUGGUGUAUAUGUGUUUAAAAAUUUAAUUCGAAUAAUUUAAAUAGGUUGCAUGUCAUAUAAAAAUGAAA